AUGUUUGGUAUGGGGUGUGGACCUUCAUCAAAGAGAACAUCUCAGAAAGAAAAUGCAGGCAAUCGACCGUCUGGUCAGCGACUUAAGGUUGCCCCGGAGUUGGGACGGCUGUUUGCAACAUAUCAGUUGAUUCCGUCUUUUAAACUAUCAGAAAAGCAUCACUGUUAUGUUGAUUCCCUCAAUGGAGUGGAUGAACUUCCGGAACCAAGGCCACCGUCUUUGCUCAAAGACGCCAUCUUCGAUCCAAAACAAUAUGUAGCCGUAGACAAAAGAGCCGUGCAGGCUCCUUCAAAACUCCUAAAACAACCAUUGUCGGCGUUGGUAGAAUAUCUUACAGAAGGGUAUGAGGACGAUAUGUCUAAAAUGCGCGCCAUUUACAGAUGGGUGACUGCACAACCUAUCGACCAAUUGUCGAUCGAUAAGAAGGAACCACCUCAUUCCCACACACAAUUCCAGUUAUGGCGUAUAAAACACCGGAAAGGAAAUUACGCCCAGCUCGUCAGUCUCCUCUGCAGAUUUGCUCAAAUUCCCUGUGUGAUUAUACACGGGAAGUUGAAGGGUUCCACCUACGAGGUCGGAGAGCGGAUGGAUGAUGAGCAGCAUUAUGGCGAGUGGAAUGCCGUCCUCUUAAACGGUGAUUGGCGCUUUAUCAACGCCUAUUGGGGCACGUGCGCUGAGGGUGGGGUCGAGGACACUAAGUGGGAAGUAGUUGACAGAGGAGGUGGGGAGGACGUCAAAGGAGAUCAAAUCAGCAAACAGCUUUUCUAUUCCUGUGACGAGAACUACUUUCUGACAGAUCCGGAUCAAAUGGCCAGUACCCAUCUUCCACAAGAUUCAAUUUGGCAGUUGAAAGAUAAACCUGUUUCUGAGGAGACUUUUGAGGAAAGAGCAUUCCUAAAGGACAGAUAUUUUAAUAUGAAGCUUAAUUUGAUAUCCCCACAAACGUGUGUCGUGCACGCUACGGGGGAGGUCGAGAUAAAGUUUGAGUUACCUGAAGAUAGUUAUAUGAACAUGGACUUUCAGUAUUUAAUGUUUCGGCUGAAACGAUCCUCUGGACAGUCAACUUUACACAGAUACGACCGGUACGUGUUCCUUCAUAGAGUCAAAAAUACCGUUCUCGUCAUCCGGAUACGUUCCCCAGUUGCUGACACAUUCCGGUUUGAACUUGUUGGCAAGGAUGUAACAGUGGAAGACCCUGCCUAUGAUUAUGAUUGGUUGACAAUAUUUAAAAUAAUAUUUAAUAGCGAGAAAGAGAACUGUGAACCUUUCCCAGAAUGCCCUGUCAUUGGAUGGGGACCAGGUCGAGACGCGAUUGAAUGUGGACUGGCUCCAAUGAGUCACUUUGCUGGUGAAAUCGAAGCCAAGGACACAGGAGCAUUGGAAGUCAAGUUCAGUCCGGUUGAUGGGAAGGACUGGAGCACAAAGACUGUAAGAGCGGAGCUAGUCAAAGGUGGAAACAACACUGAGGAUUUCUCAGAUCAUGUCGUGCAGAGGUAUGAAAAUGGUGACCUCAUUUUUAAUGUGAACACUCCACGACAAGGAGAAUAUGCCUUGAAGUUGUUUUCAAAGGAAGAAGGUGAGGAAAUAGACAGGAAUUUUUGCAAUUAUCUAGUAACAUCUAAGCAAAUUGGUGAGAAUUUUGCCUUCCCGCGUGGUUUUAAUGAGAAACUUGGCCCUAAAAAGGGCGCUGUAAAAGCAGGGGUUACGGCAAUAUCACAUCCUUCGGGAUUUAUACAAAAUGAAGACGAGGAAAUUGUUCUUGAAUUCCAAAACGACAAAAACAUUGAUCUUUCGCUGAAUUUGUCUGGUAAGAUGGUGCGACCGGAAGUGGCCAAGAGGCUGAUCAAUCAGGAACAGGAUGGCAAUGUUUGUCGAUUCACUGUCCGUUUCCCCCAGAAUGGCAACUACGGACUGAGACUGAUGGGGAACACGGGCAAAGGGUUCGAGAGUAUGUUUGAUUAUGUAGUCAAGUACAAGAAAAACCGAACCAAACGAACACAGGUUGCUCCUGGUGCGCAAACACAGACAGGCAGCACAUCAGGCACGUCCGGAAACGAUCAACCAACGACAACCGGCGGAUCAGGAGGAUCAUCCUUAGGAUCUCAUGUGCCGAACCAACUCCGUGAACGAAUCAGGAAUGCCAUUUAUGAAGAGAACGACAAGGAACUUGAAGCUGCCUUGGAAGAACUGAAGGCGUUAGGACUGCCUACAACGAAAAAUGACAUAGAAAUGGCUGAAAAGGAACUAGAUGUAUUUAGAUGUCGACGGGAACUAAUUGAGGCGACGAAUGAAAAAGAUAUGAAUGUCAUUCGUGAAGCUCUGAAGAAGGUACGAGAGAAGCAAUUGGAGGUCCGACUUGAACGGGAGGUCCUGAAUGCAAAGAGCAUGCUCGAAAGGAUACGGAACAUCAACAAGCUUCUACAUGCUGUUCUUACGCUGGAUCAAAAAACCAUCGGUGAAAUCCGCUGCUACAAUAAUCCACCCCCUGCAGUUCAUCGAGUUAUGAUGGCAACACUGCUUCUAUUGGGUCAUUGGGAGGAGGAAACGGAGGAUUGGAAAAAUGUACAAAUAGCUCUGGGUAAAAUGGGGAAGGAAGCUAUUAAACGGAGGAUACAGGAACUUAACGUAGAUUCUAUCCCAUUGGAUGUUGCCCUUGGAGCACGUGAUCUCAUACGAGACUUUUCAUUGGACCAGGUUCGCAUGGUCAGUGCAGGUGGUGCCACCUUCUACGUUUGGGUAAAAGGCCUGACAGAGGAAUUGGAGAAAAGAAACGCUGAAGUGAUUGAUAAUGUUAGGCCCAGGACGUCUAAUAGACGGAGACGUGAGCGCACCAUGGUUCCGGUGGAUUAA
Messenger RNA from Ylistrum balloti, 2850 nucleotides. RefSeq lists its product as uncharacterized. The transcript is spliced from 11 exons. The coding region runs from base 1 to 2850 and encodes 949 amino acids. NCBI's taxonomy places the organism in Eukaryota, Metazoa, Mollusca, Bivalvia, Pectinida, Pectinidae. The record is from RefSeq and is a predicted model, not a curated record.